This is a messenger RNA of Pimephales promelas (fathead minnow), 3038 nucleotides long. RefSeq names its product microfibril associated protein 3 like (gene mfap3l). The record is from RefSeq and is a predicted model, not a curated record. NCBI's taxonomy places the organism in Eukaryota, Metazoa, Chordata, Actinopteri, Cypriniformes, Leuciscidae.
AGAUGGAUGAUAGGCACAGAAGAUAGGAGGGGUUAAAGACCAAGCAAACAUUACGCUUUACUCUGUCAUAUUUCACCCACAGUACAUUAUUUCUGGGUCCAUGGAUUACUCAAACGAUUAUUGGGUCACAACUUAAACCAAACCCACAAAAAACCUCAAAUGAGCUUCGGCACGUCACAUUUCAGGACGAACAUCGAGCGAUAAAACCGGCGGAACAACAUGGUUGAUGCAUCUGCAGGAAACAUCAGGUACACCGGUGGUUAGUGCUCUCCAUGACUGUAACAUGAGGACCGGUGGAGAAUGACAUCUUAUCUCUACUGUUGAUACUGAAAGCCAGAGAAAAUGAAGAGGGUGAAUGGAUACGUGAUCAUUUAUUUAGUGUCCAUGAUUAGUUUUAGUGUGGCAGGGCCUUUGAACAUCUCGGCAGUGGAUGAAGAUGCAAGAGAGAACGGGACAGAGGCAGAUGGUGACGGCUCGGUUCCUGUGGUGCUCACCAAAAUAAACCAGAUCAUCGCCCGGGAGGGAAACUGUGCUUUAAUUGACUGUAAUAUCACCGGUGACCCUUUCCCAAAUGUCCAGUGGUUCAACUCACACGGACACCUGCUUGACACACAGAUGAGUGAUGGUAAAUGGUGGCUUCUGGACAAUGGCAUCCUCAACAUCACCAGCAUCACGUUUGCAGACCGUGGCAAAUACACAUGCGUGGCCUCCAACGCGUACGGCAAGGCCAACUGCACCGUGACUCUGCGUGUGGUCUUCACCAAUGGAGAUAUGGGUGUGUACUAUAUGGUAGUGUGUCUGGUGACGUUCACCAUCAUAAUGAUUCUCAACAUCACUCGCCUUUGCAUGAUGAGCAGCCAUCUGAAGAAAACCGAGAAGGCCAUCAACGAGUUUUUCCGAACGGAAGGUGCAGAAAAGCUUCAAAAGGCCUUUGAGAUCGCGAAGCGUAUUCCCAUCAUUACCUCAGCCAAAACGCUGGAGCUGGCGAAGGUCACGCAGUUCAAGACCAUGGAGUUCGCGCGCUACAUAGAGGAGUUAGCGCGUAGCAUCCCGCUCCCGCCGCUGAUCAUGAACUGCCGCACCUUCAUGGAGGAGAUCCUCGAGGUCGUCGGCGUGGAGGAAAUGAGACACACCUUCGUCCGACAAGCACCCGAGCUUCACGAAGGCCCCGGCGGAGUGGUCGUCAGCACUUCCAGGGACGUUUUCUCAAUCUUGCACGAGAGAGAGCGGGCGAGGGAGAGGGAACGCAGCGAGUCUCCUGCCGCGGACUCGGACGACGCGUCGCUUCACGAGCAGCCUCGACACAUGGCCAUUCAGGUUUCCAUUCAUCCGCCGCUAGCCGACGCUGGGUGCUGUAACAUGGAAGCUCCGCCUCUUCCCGAAGUGGUUUCUCCACCGCCUGUCGAUCAGCUGCCUUUGGAGGCGGAGUCUGAAGAUAAGGAAAUCAAGGCGGAGUCUGUCGAAGAGGAGGGCGUGACGACGCAGAAUACCCAAGUCAUUUACGAAAGCCAUGUGUAAUAUCUUAAACUAAGGGUAAUGAGCUCGCUAUGCAUUCUCUUGGGGAAAGAAAAAAGGUCAAGAUUUGAUUUUCUUAGAAGUUGCAUUUGUGUUAGUGUGAAUCUCUCAAAACUUAAAAAAAAGAGUGUCAGGGUCGUAUUUCGUCGUAAAAUCAAUCGAAAAGAGAAAUAAAAUAAAGCUUUUAUGUUGUAACUCAUUUCAGUUUAGCAAUUUAAACCCCGCUAUUGUAAUGCAAUACGUGUUUUUCUCAUUACUGUACAUUUAAAAUAUAGACAUCAUGCUUGUGUUUGAAUCAAUUUACAAUUGAUGCUGAUUAAACAGAAUUAUUGUCAGUGCAAUAAUUAUGCGGAUAUAAAUCAAAGGGUAUUUGCAUUAUAUAGUGUAAUGAGAUUUUCUUCUUUUUUUGCAUUACGGUAAAGAUAAUUUGGGGACUAAAUUCGCUUAAAAUGACGUUCACAAUCCCAAAAAAUUAUUCAUGUUCUUAAAAAUGUAAUUUUCCGUUUUGGAAAAAACCAAACAUUUCUUUUGGUUUUGGGGUGAAAUAUUACCUUCUCACUUCUUUUGAGUUUGACUUGUUAAAUUGUUCUUCCCAAUGACAAUGAAUACUCAUGCUGAAUGUAUUUUGAGGCAAAGUUCUCGGUUGAUUUCAAAAUCCUGGUUUGCCCAUGGAUUAUUUCUGUCUUGUGUAGUUAAUAGAAACUACACAAAGUUCACAUCUUGUGUCUUAAUCGACAGACAGGAAGUAGUUUUACUGUUGGAUGUUGUUACAGAUUGUCCACUUCAUGAAUGAAUGAAUGAAUGAGAACGGACGACUGAUUAAUGCAUUUGGCUGAAAGAAAAACACAAACCAUUUGAGGCUGUAGUGCAUUUUCCAUUUAAUAGAAAUCAAACAUUUUUCACUAAAGAUUAAAUUAUGAUUUUUGCUUCCUCUUACAAUGCAUGAAGAAUGCAUGUCAAUCUUUUCUCAAUGCUGGAUUUGGAGAGACUUUGUGUGUUAUUUAUCCUUUGUGUCAUGUUGGCCAGGUAAAUGGCAUCGACCCUUGAAUAACAUUGAGAAAUCUCAGUUUUGAGGCAUUCGACUUUCCACUGGAGUCCUUGUACUGUUACUGUAAUUAAACAUAGUAUUAUUACUUUAUUAGUAAGUGUUUUAGUCUCAAAUGCACAACUUGGUGUCUUUUUCUUUCUUUCCUAAGAGUAAACUGUUGCAGGCGUCUUUGUUUCAUUUGAAACUCUACAUAACAGAGUCUUGACGAUGUUUAAUCUCCUGUAAUUUCCAAACCCAUAGUUUUGCUUCUUAAAAAGGCUUUACCUCUUAGUUUCAGUGCAAACGUGUUCUAGUUCUUCAAUGUUGCUGAUCUUGCUUUGUUGGACGUCUAACGCCGGAGUGACCUGCAGUUUGUCCAACGCACUGAUGGUAACAUCUAAGCACUAGUCAUUCAGAUUGUUCCUGGAAACGAUGGCCAUUAUACUCUUCAAAACGCUGUUUAAGUAGUGAAAUAAAGCUGCUGUUGUACCAAUGA